UGCUAUAAAUUGCACCAAAAAAAUUAACUUGGAUUUAGAAAAAAUAAAAGAAUUUUGGUCAUGAACCAAUCUACUCAAAAUUUGAGAAGAUUUUCGCUCCAAAACUCGUGGAUAGCUAAAUCUCGUAGCCUAUAACAAAUCGCAUGGUAUAGGUAUGCAAGUACGAAUUUAAAUAAAAAAACAAAAUUGAAAAAUAAGGGAGAAUCCAUUCGCAAGCACUGGAGAGUGGAGACUUCCGUUCCACACGGGCCCAGAGCCCAUCCCUAAGGUCCCUUUAGGCCCAGCCUUCUUCUUUCUACUGGGCUUUCUCCACGCCGACCCACCAUCCAGCCAGCCAGCCAUUCCAGUUUCCGCCGCGCGCCAUUGAUCCCGCCAAGGAGGAAGGGAAGAGAGAUUCGCAUCCACGGCCGCCGUCCCGUCCCCGCCAUUUUUUCCUCUCCGGCGCGGCGGCGAUGGACCAGCGCGCGCGGAGGGCGCGGGAGAGGGAGCAGCGCCGCCUGCUCGACCUCGCCGUCGAGUCCGGCUUCGACCGCGACCUCGCCGCCAGCUGCCUCGCCCGCCUCCUCGAGGUCUACGGGGAGGAUGGCCUGGCUUUGGUUACUGUCGAGAACUGUGGCAAUGAUUUCCUUGCGUCGCUGGCUGAUGCCACACAACCUACCGAUGACUGGGACGAUCUCAAAGGGAUUGAGACCGAAGCAUGUGGCAACCUGAAUGAUAUGAUGAUGAAGAAUGUGACUGACUGUACUGGAGGAGUUGCUAUGGACAACAGUCAUACGUCCAGAGAGCCAAAUUUGUCCUCUGAUGCUCUGGAUCAUUCUGAAGAUUUCGAUUUUGCCUCUGAUGAUUCAGAUUUUGAAAUGGGUGAUGGAAUGGACAACCUUCAUGACAACUCUUUCAAUAUGCAAAGGCAGACACAAUCUAGAAACUCUGGAAUGCAGAGCCGAAGCUCAGCAAAAUCCACAGUGACUAGGGCUACCAACAGAUAUGAGUCAAUGACUCCCACUUCAAAUAGAGAGAUGCCUCCAGCUGCAUUUCAUCAAAGGAGAGAAGUUCUGAGCUAUGAACAACUUUGUGGCCUUGAUGAUGUCAAUUUUGCCAAUGUUGUCAUCUUUGGCAACAAAAGCUUUAGGCCCCUGCAGUAUGAAGCUUGCAGGGCUGCAAUGAAUAAUCAAGACUGUUUCAUACUUAUGCCAACUGGUGGUGGGAAGAGUUUGUGUUACCAGCUCCCUGCAACAUUGCACCCAGGUGUCACUGUUGUUGUAAGCCCACUACUGUCGCUGAUCCAGGAUCAGAUUGUGGCAUUAACUUACAAGUUUGCGAUACCAGCAGCAUUUUUAAAUUCCCAGCAAACUCCUGCUCAGGCAUCUGCAGUAAUCCAAGAGCUAAGAUAUGGCACACCAUCCUUCAAACUUCUGUAUGUUACUCCUGAAAGAAUUGCUGCGAACUAUUCAUUUAUGGAGAUGUUAAGAGGCUUAGAUCAGAGGGGACUGUUAGCAAGAUUUGUGAUUGAUGAAGCACAUUGUGUAAGUCAGUGGGGGCACGAUUUCCGUCCAGAUUAUCGUGGUCUAGGGUGCCUCAAGCAGAACUUUCCUAGGGUCCCAAUUAUGGCUUUAACUGCAACAGCAACUGAAUCUGUCCGUAAGGACGUCCUUAGUGCCUUGAGGAUCCCUAAUGCUGUGAUACUGAAGAGGAGCUUUGAUAGACUGAAUCUCAAUUAUGAGGUGAUUGGCAAGACGAAAACUCCCCAGAAGCAGCUGGGUGAUCUCCUGAAAGAGCGCUUCAUGAACAAAUCUGGUAUCGUGUACUGCCUCUCGAAGAACGAAUGUGCAGACACUGCCAAGUUUUUGAGGGAGAAAUACAAGAUCAAAUGUGCACACUACCAUGCUGGCUUGGCAGCUCGUCAGCGAACCAGCGUCCAAGAGAAAUGGCACAGCGGGGAGGUUAAAGUCAUCUGCGCCACCAUAGCCUUCGGCAUGGGGAUCGACAAACCUGAUGUGCGUUUUGUUAUCCACAACACAAUGUCAAAAUCAAUAGAAAGCUACUAUCAGGAGUCCGGGAGGGCAGGGAGAGAUGACCUCCCAGCACAUUGUAUUGUCUUAUACCAGAAGAAAGACUUCAGCCGUAUCGUGUGCAUGUUGAGGAACGCUGACAACUUCAAGAGUGAGAGCUUCAAGGUUGCGAUGGAGCAAGCUAAGAAGAUGCAAACAUACUGCGAGCUGAAGACCGAGUGUCGGAGACAGGCACUUCUAGAGCACUUCGGCGAACAGUACAACAGGCAAAGGUGCAGAGACGGCCCUAGCCCCUGCGACAACUGCCUGAAGACAUAGUUUAGGGUAAAUUAUGGCGAUAAAUCCCAUAAUGUUUGUUGACACUCUGAACUUGUGGGGUGUGUAUUCCACAGUACCUGUACGAACUUGUGAUAUAAUGUCAAACAUUUGUCUGUGUAUAUAUAUAGCAUCCAGAGCACAAACAACUGGCCGCAGCUAAGUGUAAUGAUGCCUUUGUUUUACUGGGCACUCACAAUGCAAGACUCUAUCACAGAGUCCAAGACAAUUAACUACAUAUUAUUUAUGA
Molecule: messenger RNA, 2574 nt
Organism: Sorghum bicolor (sorghum)
Lineage: Eukaryota; Viridiplantae; Streptophyta; Magnoliopsida; Poales; Poaceae
Product: ATP-dependent DNA helicase Q-like 1
Exons: 10
Coding region: 453-2327 (624 amino acids)
Biological process (GO): double-strand break repair via homologous recombination
Cellular component (GO): nucleus; cytoplasm; chromosome
Molecular function (GO): nucleic acid binding; 3'-5' DNA helicase activity; ATP binding
Source: RefSeq, a predicted model, not a curated record